Messenger RNA from Anneissia japonica, 2448 nucleotides. RefSeq lists its product as uncharacterized. The record is from RefSeq and is a predicted model, not a curated record. The transcript has 4 exons. Lineage: Eukaryota; Metazoa; Echinodermata; Crinoidea; Comatulida; Comatulidae. The coding region runs from base 45 to 716 and encodes 223 amino acids.
AAGACCAUCCCAUAACUCACAAUCAUUCGUAAUUGGUACUUAACAUGUACGUGCAUUUCUGCCAGGCUCUGCACACAUUGAAAUCUACGUCUAUUUUAUUUUUAGCUUCGUCAACCAGUUUUUCAUAUCAGAUAGAACACCAUUUUGAAGAUUUUCCUGAUAUCCUCCAUGAGGGAAUUGACAGCACAAUGGAUGAAACCUUCUCAGAAGUUGAUCUGGCGGCCAUUGCGACAGAAUAUGAGGAUAUUUUAAGCCGUUGUUCAAGUUUUGCGAAGGAAAACCUUGAGAGAAGCAUUUUAGAAUGGUUGGUUUGUUUGAGGCAGUUUCUAAGAAAGCAUAGAAAAGAUAUUGCUGACUACCUUCCUCUCGAUGUUCAAACACGUAAAUCAAUCCAACCGAACUCUGAUUUUUCAGCCAAUCGACUUGUGGAAUUAAAGUAUCAGCAGGGGUUAGGUAAUGGCUCCCUAUCUGACUUGCUUUUGACUAUCACUGAUGAUAAUGGUAUAUGUCUAGAUGUAGCAGUGUAUCAGACUGCUGGCUAUCUUUGCUUUCUGAAGCAGUUCAAGUAUGCGAUAGUUACCGAUUCUAAAGAGUUUGUGAUCUUAGAACAUAAGGAUUCUGUGACUGUUGUACAGAGGGCAAAGGUGAAUGACAUCAGAAUGUUGAUGAGAUAUUAUAGCAGCCUCUUUAUGCUAAACAAAUCCUCAUCAAAAUAGUUCAGUCAAAUAAUACAAAAAUAUGAAAUUGGUAUUUGAUAGGUAGUAACCAUUGUACUGGCUUAUAUGUAAUAAAACAAUAUGUUUUUUUUUAUUAUUUAUAAUGCAGGAUUAUUAGAAUACUUAAUACCACAAUGUAUAACAUGGUAAAUUUUAUUAUUUCAUAUAUUUCUCUGACAUGUUUUACUUAAAGAUGUAAUGUCUGUCUGAAUGUUAGUGAUGAGUAAAUAAUUUGUCCAUAAAUUUGAAUUACAUAAUUUUUUAAUUCAUUUAUGUUACGUAAUUUAUGUUGUGUUACGUUAACUUGCAAAGAAAAAAAAAAUACAAUACAUACCUUUUCUGUAUAAUUUUUGCAUAGGCCCUUUAUAUUUGCUGGUAAUAAAUUUAAAGGUUCCGAAGGAGAAAAAAAUUGAUAUGUUGAUUUUCAUUUUUUUAAAAGUUGGAAAAAGAGUGGUUUUCCACUUUCCCUCCUGUUGUUAAAUAUUCAAAAAUCUCAUUAGCUAUUUCCGAUUUUUUCCCUCCAGAGCCUGGCAUUAAGGUUGUCUAGUAAAUUAUGUAAACGAGCGAGAACUUUUUUUCUUAAAUGUUUCUAGUCGGGUCUUAUUUUAUCCUUUUAAAUAUUAGCUAUUCCAUAUUUUAAUUAAAUUGUUGAGGUUUUUUUUCAUUUCUUUGUGUCUUAAAGUCAAACCAAAUACAUCUAUGCAUGAUAAAUGGUGUGUUUAAUAUAAAUGUUAAUUUUAUAUAGGUAUCUAAAAUUAUUUAUAGAACAUUCAAUCAAUGAAUUUGUUGUCUAUGCAUAAUGCACAUAUGCAAUUGAAUUUCGUUUCUGAAACACAGCAUUUUUUCAUAUUCUUCACUAUUCCUAAAUUGUCCCAAACUUGAACUUUUUAAAGUUCCUUUCCAUUAUAGAGACACAUCUGAACUGAGAAAGAUAGGUAAAGACAGAAGUUCAGGAAUAGGAAUAAUUAUGUGUACUGGAGUGGGAAUACUAGUUUAUGUAUGUCUUAUUGACGGUUUUUAGUUGUAUUCAAUUUUAAAUUGUUAGAAUAAGUGUAUAAUUUAGCAAAGUCUGUACAACACAGUGAGAUGCCAUGACAUUGUUUAUGCCUUAUAAAAACUGUAUUUCUUCUCCAGGGGAUGUAUGUUUUCAGUCGUACAAGUGUGUGUGUGUUCCUCGUGUUUUGGUGUUUUCAUUAGGUUUUUUUGUGUGUAAAAUAUCUGGAAAACGGCAGCACAGACAUAAUUGAAAAUAACAGGGAGUGUUAGGUAUAACCCAAUGAAGAAAUGAUUAAAUUUUUGGUGACAGUCCGGAGUAGGGUCUGGAUGUCAGGACCAUUUAAAGGCAUUUACGAGCAAACGUCCUAGGCGUAUACCAAAGGAAGAUAACAAGCUGUAUGAUGAAUAUUUAAAUCAGUGCUAUUACAGUAAAUGUAUGCGUUUUAUAUGUAUGUACUAACUUCAGUUUUUUGGAACUCAUUGAAAUAUUUUUAAUGCAUCUUUAUGUUCAAACAUGUGACGCCAAGGACCAAUUAUUUAAUUAAAAUGUUUCCGUGUGUUUAACUAGCAGAAGAAAGGAAUUGGCGGGCAUAUAACUGAUACAAUAAAAGGCGUUUUUGUUUGGCCGGUUAGUGUAUAAAUUGUUUUCUUAAUUAGGUGGUGGUUGGAAAGUAAGUGGGUUGUCAUAUUUUGUCGUACAAUCAGUAGUUGAAAAUAAAGUGUUUCAAUACUAUAA